UGCCCUUAAACCCAAACAAGACAAAUAAUGAAACACAGGGGCAAAACACUGUUCAUCCAUGUCCAAAAUUAUCAAUCAAUGUUUAUUUCUCUCCAUGAGUGCAUGCAAGGGUUUACAGAGGUUUUGAAGAAGAAGAAGAAGAAGAGAUAAUGGAGGAAGCAUCAGAGCAUAACAAAAAGCAGAGCGUGCCUGUGCUCCCAUGGAUGAGAAGUCCUAUUGAUGUUAGUCUCUUCGAUGAAUGCCCUCUUAAUCUCCUACCUUUUCUUGAUCCCAGGUUGGAGGUGGCUUUGGAGAAUAUGGGUUUUACUUCCCUCUUUCCAGUGCAAGUCGCAGUCUGGCAAGAGACAAUUGGACCUGGUUCCUGUGAGCGAGACCUUUGUAUAAAUUCACCAAAUGGAAGUGGGAAGACGCUAGCCUAUGCUUUGCCAAUAGUGCAAAUGCUGUCAACUCGUGCAGUUAGAUGUCUUCGUGUUUUAGUGGUGUUACCCACACGUGAUUUAGCCGUGCUGGUUAAGGAAGUCUUUGCUGCUAUUGCACCUGCAGUGAGCUUAUCUGUUGGUUUGGCAGUUGGUCAAUCUUCAAUUGCUGAUGAAAUUUCUGAACUUAGUAAGAGACCUAAGCUUGAGGCAGGUAUCUGUUAUGACCCCGAAGAUCUUUCGCUGGAUUUAGAAAGUUCAGUGGACAUUUUGGUGGCUACUCCUGGCAGGCUGAUGGAUCAUAUAAAUUCUACGAAAGGUUUUACACUUGAGCAUGUUUGUUAUCUGGUUGUUGAUGAAACAGAUCGAUUACUCAGGGAGGCAUACCAAUCCUGGCUGCCUACUGUUCUUCAAUUAAUCCAAUCUAGUGUUGGAAGUCUCUUCCCUCAUGCCAACACUUUCUUUCCUUCCCCAUUUGGUUACUUGAAAACCAGAAGGAGAUCAGGUGUUGAAAGGGGAUUUAAGGGCAACUCUUAUCCUAGGCUUGUGAAGAUGGUUCUAUCUGCCACGCUAACCCAAGAUCCAUGCAAGCUUGCCCAGCUUAAUCUGCAUCACCCUUUGUCGUUGACAACUGGGCAAAGACGUUAUCAGCUCCCUGAACAACUAGAAUCUUUCAAAUUG
Molecule: messenger RNA, 1097 nt
Organism: Camellia sinensis
Lineage: Eukaryota; Viridiplantae; Streptophyta; Magnoliopsida; Ericales; Theaceae
Source: RefSeq, a predicted model, not a curated record